UGUUUUUGCAGACACUCUCUUCCCGUUCUUCCUUCAAACCUUUUUUUUCCCAAGAAAACACAAAGAAAAAGAAAAAUGGCUUUGGUGGGCGAAGCAUUUCUCUCGGCUUCCAUUGAAGUGUUGCUUGAUCGGAUUGUUUCUUCCGAUGUUUCCAACUUUAUCAAGGGAAACAAGAAACUCGAAGCUGUUCUGCUCAACAAACUGGACCCUACCUUAAUCUCUGUGAAAGCGUUGCUGGAUGAUGCUGAAAAGAAGCAGAUUACCAACUCAUAUGUCAGGAGCUGGAUUGUUAAGCUCAAAGAUGCUGUUUAUGAUGCGGAGGAUCUGCUAGAUGAGAUUGCAACUGAAGCUCUUCGACGCAAGAUGGAAUCCCAUGAUCAGACUACUAUGAAGAAGGUAAUUUCCUUUUUCCCUUCUCGGAAUCCUUUCAAAGAUGGGAUGGUGUCAAAGCUGGAUGAGAUCCUUGGGAGAUUAGAGUCUCUAAUCAACAAAGCACACAUCCUGUGUUUGGAAGUCAACUGUGGGAGAGAAAAGUCAUCUCAAAGACCACCUGCAGCUUCUUUGGUGGAUGAGUCUGGUGUUUAUGGCAGAGAUGGUGAAAAAGAAGAAAUUUUGAGGUUAUUGAACGCUCAAAAUCCGACUGGAAAUCCUAUAGACGUCAUUCCAAUCGUGGGUAUGGGUGGGCUGGGAAAGACCACCCUUGCUCAGUUGAUCUACAAUGACUCAAGGGUGGGCGACUGGUUUGACCUCAAAGCAUGGGUGUGUGUUUCUGAAGAAUUCGAUGCUUUCCAUGUCACCAAAACCCUUCUUGAAGAGAUCACUCGUAGCAGUGAUGAUAGCCAGAGCUUAAAUCAGCUUCAGCUUAAACUAAAGGAGAAGCUAUCCGGAAAGAAAUUUCUAUUUGUUUUGGACGAUGUUUGGAAUGAAAAAUAUGUUGACUGGGCGGAGCUCAGGAUUCCAUUCUAUUAUGGGGCACAAAACAGCAAGAUUAUUGUAACAACACGUAAUGAAGGUGUUGCCGCCAUUAUGAGGACCGUUCCAACUUAUCGUCUUGAAACCUUAUCCGAUGAUGAUUGUUGGAAGCUAUUUGCUAGCCAUGCAUUUGUUGGUACAAACCCAAGCAAUCAUCCAAAGCUGAAGGCCAUCGGUGAAGCAAUUGUUAAAAGAUGUGACGGUCUCCCUCUGGCUGCGAAAACUCUGGGAGGACUCCUACGUUGCAAACUAGACGCUGCUGAAUGGAGCAAAAUAUUAGAUAGCAAUUUCUGGGACAUACCAAAUGAUUCAUGUGUUCCAGCACUGAGAUUGAGUUAUUAUUAUCUUCCCUCCCAUUUGAAGCGUUGCUUCGGCUAUUGUUCAAUUUUCCCCAAAGACUAUGAAUUUGAAAAGGAAGAAGUUAUUCGUUUAUGGAUGGCUGAAGGUCUUUUAGAGUUUCCUAGAGACAAUGGUGAUGUGGAAGAACAAGGUAACAAGUACUUCAAAGAUUUGACAUUGAGGUCAUUUUUUCAACAAUCUAAAGUGAAGAAAUCUUGUUUCAUCAUGCAUGAUCUAAUCAAUGACUUGGCUAAAUCUGUCACCGGAGAAUUUAUUUGCAGAUUAGAAGGUUGUGGUGGUUCUUCUGAAAUAACCGAAAGGACUCGUCAUUUGUCCAAUGUCCGAGAAGAGUAUGAUUUGAGAAAGAAAUUUGAGACUGUACCUAAAGCAAAAGCUCUGCGUGCAUUCGUGACUCUUCAAUCAUCACGGUGUUGGUUUUCACGGGUUACCAAUGAUUUAAUGCCUGAUUUGUUGUUGAAGUCAAGCUUACGGGUUCUUUCUUUGGCUGGGUAUCACAAUAUCAAUGAAUUGCCGGAAGAAAUUGGUAAUUUGAAGCAUUUGCGGAAUUUAGAUCUCUCAAAAACAUUAAUUAAAAGGUUGCCAAACUCUUUGAGUACAUUGUAUAAUUUGCAGACCUUAACAUUGUUUGGGUGCAGCGAACUUGUUGAGUUGCCAGAAGACAUGAGGAGAUUGGUGAGCAUGCGUUAUCUUGAUAUUAGGGGAAUACAAUUAACGAGGAUGCCAAAGGGAUUGGGUGAUUUGAAAGAUCUUCGAAUAUUAACUGAUUAUUUUUUAGGCGACCACAAUGGUUCAAGCAUUAAUGAGUUGGGAAAGCUGAAGCAUCUCCGUGGAAGACUUGCCAUUUCUGGUCUAGAAACUGUUGCACGUGCAGUGGAUGCCAAAGAUGCCAGUUUGAAGGAUAAGAUGCAUCUUGAGGUGUUGGAGUUGAAAUGGGGAGGAAAUAAUGAUGGCGAUUCGAAGCAUGAAAGGGAAGUUCUUGAACAAUUGGAGCCUCAUUUUAACUUGGAGAGUCUUGUCAUUCAAAGUUACAAUGGCACGAGAUUUCCGGAAUGGGUGGGGCAUUCUUCCUUCUCAAACAUGGUAUCUUUGGAGUUAAGAGAUUGCAGGUUUUGCCAGUCUUUGCCACCGCUUGGGCAAUUAUCAUCUUUGAAAUCUCUUUCCAUUUCUGGUUUCAGUGGAGUGGUAACAGUGGGUGAAGAGUUCUAUGGGAGUGGACACACUUCGACUGUACCAUUUGGAUCUCUUGAAACUCUAAGCUUUGUGGAAAUGUCGGAGUGGGAAGAAUGGUUUUGUGGGAGUGAUGAUGAAGCAUUCCCUCUUCUGCAAGAGCUAAGCAUUAUUGCUUGUCCCAAGCUAACCAAGUCUCUGCCCAAAGAUCUCCUUUCUUUAAAGAAACUUGUGAUUCAACAUUGUGGAAAUCUUGGAGGUGUUCUUCCAAGGGCACCGAAUGUUUGUGGAGUUGAGUUAGAAGGAUGUGAUGCAUUGCAAUUGGAGCCAUUGCCUUGCGGACUUCAAGAGUUGCGAAUCACAGGGUCGACUAUGAAUGAUUCCACGGUUGAACAGAUGUUGCGACAAUGCACCCAUCUGGACAAGUUAAGCAUGUCUGAUUGUUCUGAUAUCAGAUCCCUUCCUGAAGUUAAUGUGCCUACGACGCUGAAGCAACUGGAGAUCCAAAUGUGCGAUGCCUUGGAUUAUUCCAAAAUAUUAUUGUAUACAUCCCUUGAAUCCUUGAGGGUAGAGGGCAGUCGGUGUGAUCCACUUGAAGAAUUAUGUUUGCCAUUAGGAUCGUUUCUUUCGCUAAAAAGGGCUACUAUAGGGGGAUGUGAAGACUUGAAGUUAAUUGGUGGUUUAGGGGAUACUCACCGCCAGCAUCCAGCAUGUCUGGAUUCUUUGACUAUCUCAUUUUGUCAAAAUUUGAUAUCUAUUGGAAUUGAAGAUGUAUUAUGUGUCACCAAUUUGACCCGACUUGCGCUUUAUUAUUGCUCAAGUUUAAAGUCAUUGCCGGAGCAAAUGAACUCCGUCUUUCCAUCCCUUACGGAAUUGCAAAUAUGGAGUUGUCCAGAAAUAGAAUCGGUUCCGAAAGCGGGUUUGCCCUCCAAAUUAAAAACAAUUGAUAUCAGCUGUAGUGAUAAAGUAGUUGGGAGCAUGAUAAGUAGGAAAAGGGAAUGGAGUUUGCAAUCACUCCCUUCACUAACAUUUUUCAGUUUCGUAUGUACAGAAUUGGAGAUGGAAUCUUUUCCGGAUGAACUUUUGUUACCCUCUUCUCUUACAUUUCUCGGUAUCUACGGUCUUCGAAAUCUGGAACGUUUGGACUGCAAGGGCCUUCAACACCUCACCUCUCUUUCUCGGUUGAACAUCAACAACUGUCCGAAGCUUCAGUCCAUACCGGAAAAGACGCUCCUUCCCUCUCUUUCUCAGUUGUCCAUUCGAGAUUGUCCGUUGCUGAAGGAACAACGUUGCCAAAAGGAGAAAGGCAGAGAUUGGCCCAACAUUUCCCACAUCCCUCUCAUUGUAAUUGAUGAGGAAUUCAUUACAUAGAAAGGCAAGA
Hibiscus syriacus is the source of this 3880-nucleotide messenger RNA. RefSeq names its product putative disease resistance RPP13-like protein 1. Gene Ontology annotation, biological process: defense response to other organism. NCBI's taxonomy places the organism in Eukaryota, Viridiplantae, Streptophyta, Magnoliopsida, Malvales, Malvaceae. The transcript is spliced from 2 exons. The record is from RefSeq and is a predicted model, not a curated record. Gene Ontology annotation, molecular function: ADP binding. Bases 76 to 3870 code for a protein of 1264 amino acids.